This is a messenger RNA of Strongylocentrotus purpuratus (purple sea urchin), 1003 nucleotides long. Its product is annotated as GTP-binding protein Rit1-like. NCBI's taxonomy places the organism in Eukaryota, Metazoa, Echinodermata, Echinoidea, Camarodonta, Strongylocentrotidae. The transcript is spliced from 4 exons. Bases 1 to 654 code for a protein of 217 amino acids. Gene Ontology annotation, molecular function: GTPase activity; GTP binding. The record is from RefSeq and is a predicted model, not a curated record.
AUGACGGGGUCUACCAAACAAUCACCUGUUAAGAUGCAGAGGGAUAUACGAUUCACUGUUUUGGGUCAGAGAGGAGUCGGUAAAUCAGCUCUGGUAGUACGAUACCUGACUCACCGAUACAUCGGCGACUACGAUCCUGAUCUAGAAUCAGUUUACUCCCAACCUACGAGGAUAGAUGAUCAAAGUAUAACACUUCACGUGUUGGAUACGGCCGGUGACUUCGACUUUGAAAGCCAGACUCGAGUAGAGCAGAUGCGUAGUACAGAUGCCUUCGUGCUCGUAUUUUCGGUCACCGACAGAUCCAGCUUCAUCUACCUCCAUAAACUAAAACGGUUCAUCUUUAAAUCCCGUCGUGACCUCGACAAGGUCCCCACCUUGAUCCUCGGAAACAAGGCCGACCUCUGCCACCUUCGCAAGAUCACAAAGCAAGAGGGCGCACAACUGGCAAAGGAUUAUGGGAGCACGUACUGCGAAAUGAGCGCGAGCGAAGGGUAUGUGCCCAUCGUCGACGCAUUCCACGAUCUCUAUCGGGAGUUCUACCGGGCGGAGAAGCGGGCCAAGGUGCGGAAGAUUACCUCCAGGUUGCAGCUGCGACAAACCAUCAAGAAUUUUACGGACAGGCAUCUGUAUCGAUCAAGAACAAAUACGUUAUAGUCGUCAAUAAAAUUAAUAGUGCAUGCUGAGAUGAACGAUGGAUGUAUCGAGUUACGGAUCAAUAUGCGGCAAGUUUUGGGACAGUGUUCGAGAAGGCUAACAACAGACUUGCAAUAUUUCAAAUUUUGCGAGAACUUAAAGGAGCGACUCCUCGCAUCGAGAUCAAGAAAAAGCGGCUUGCGAUCCGCGCGCAAUAUGCUUGCAUGAGCGCGGUCUUUUAGAUUACAUCAUGGAACUCUUAAAGUGGCUGUAGCAUGACGAGAAAAUGGGUCUUUCCCAUAUGGCCUGACUCGAGCCAAUCGGUUAUAGUACGACUACGGACGACGCGACCGCAGUAGGCCUAUACGUA